AUGCCAAAACGUCGCACCAAAGCGAAGAACACCACCGAUGCUAGUAAUUCCACACCAAGGAAACGCACUCGACGAUCGACUCGAUUGAAUACAGACAAUGGUGAAACAGACGAAGCGAAAGCACUUGAAAAAGACAACCACCCCAGCACCAAACCUUCUGACAAUGGAUCGCCAUUGGAAGCAUCGGCACCAUCAACACCACCACCACCACACAAUGGCAAUGACGGGCACUCCGAUUCGGAUAGCGAUGACCAUAUGGAUUGGGAGCAUAUUGACAUGUCAGCAGCACCCACGACAGCAGCCGAUAUGGAGGAGGAGGAGGGCGUAGAGGAUGAGCAGCCUGUCACCUAUCAAGAUGUCGAAGUCGUGUUUGAGGCGCCACGUGCAGUCUUAAAAAAAUCAAAAUGGGAGCAGGCGUAUGAGCGUAAUAUGCGAGAAUGGUUGAAUCACAGCCAUGUGGUGUUACUGGUUGCCCAUUUUGCUAUCCGUAACCGAUGGUGUUCUUCAAGUGAAGUACAGGCAGCAUCCCUUUCAUGUGUCCCCGAGCAUAUUCAACAUCAAUGUCGACAACAUGAAGAAUCCGAAAGCAAGUUUGCCGGUGCAAUCAAAGCACUACUUGGAUGGUGGAAAUCCUAUUUUAAGCUCACUGGCAUUGGACCUGUCACCCGUGCUUACGACGAAUUUGAUUUUCUCAACUCACAAAAUAUCAAUUGGGAAUCGGAUCAUCAGCCUAUUCAGCAAGAACUAGAGAAACGUGAUAUGCUCGAUGGAGAAAGUAUUACAAGCAGCGUGGAUCUUUUGAAGAAGCUUGUUGAUCAAUCCGGAUGCCGUGAUACAUCUGCUGAGCUCUUUGUGGCAGUGAUUCGUUCCUUGGGAUUUGAUGCACGUCUCGUAUGUUCAUUGCAGCCAGUACCCUAUCGCAUACCCACCACCAACAAACGCCCUUCAUCUUCUUCUUCUUCAAAGACAUCCCAAAGUAAUGAACCAAGUGAAGAUGAUGGUGAUGAUCAUGAUGCUAGUGCACCAAAGCGAAAGCCCAAAUUCCCGUUACGUGCUCCAAGACCACGAUUAGAACCAGGCCAAGAUCUGGAUGAGCAACUCAAGGCAACCAAAGGAAAGUCACCCACUGUAUGGGCUGAAGUAUACAAUCCUCAUCAUGGCCGUUGGAUAUGUGUUGACCCCAUACGGAGUAUCUAUGAUCAACCCAAAGCGAUGCAUCCUAGCAGUGGCGACAAGCAAAAUUUCUUGUCAUGUGUGCUUGCGUUUGAUCAAGGCAACCAUGGAAAAUGUGUGGAUGUGACACGACGUUAUGCACUUAGUAUCGCCAAAGCACGACGCUUACGUGAAAGAGAGCUCACCAAACGAGAAAAAGAGGCGGGUAUGAGAUCAUGGUGGGAUGGCUUUUAUCAUCGUAUACGACACGACAACAACAACAACAACGAUGACGACGAACGUUAUGCGCGUGAACAAGAAGAAAUGGAACGCAUGGAAUCAAAAGAACCGAUGCCAACAUCCAUAUCAGCCUUCAACAACCAUCCACUUUAUGCAUUGGAACGCCAUUUGAAGAAAUUCGAGGUGCUGCAUCCAAGAGAACCAGUACUAGGCCGAAUCCGCAAUGAAAUGAUUUAUCCAAGGUCUUGUGUCAAGCCUGUGCACACUGCUGAGACAUGGAUGAAACAUGGUCGUGUCAUUCGUGAUGGUGAACAACCUGUCAAACGCGUGAAUGCUCGUGCUGUCACCACCGAAAAGAAGCGUGCUCAAGAAUUAGCCAAGCAGGAAGGUCAUGUAUUACAAGUCGCAUGUUAUGGCGAAUGGCAGACCGAGAACUACACACCACCACCUGUAAUCGAUGGUGUCGUGCCACGGAAUAGCUACGGUCGAGUUGAUUUAUUCACAUCAAGUAUGUUGCCUAAAGGGGCAGCUCAUAUUCCUAUUCAAGGGAUUGGCAAAAUAGCUCGCAGAUUGGGUAUUGACUUUGCCGAGGCUGUUGUGGAUUUCGAGUUUGUGCGACAUCGAUCGGUUCCUGUUACUAAUGGCAUUGUGAUUGCCAAAGAGAACAAAGAUAUCUUACUAGAGGCAUGGGACGAAUACGAGCAAACAGAGUCCAAUAAGGCAAUUGAGAAGCAUGAAAAGCAAGUAUACGAUCGAUGGCGCAAGCUUAUUCUUGGUGUGUUGAUCAAGGCUCGGCUGGAACGAGAUUAUAGCAACCAUCAUCAUCCCAUCUCUGAACCAAAUGCAUCAUCGACCACCACCACCACCACCACCAGUGGGUAUGAAUCGUUCUUAAGGGACCGACAUCGCGAUGAAGAGUCUAGCAGUCAUGCUGUAGCAGGAGGUGGAUUUGUUGUAGAAGAGUCUGCAGCAGGAGGCGGGUUUUUACCUGAAGAUGAAGAAGACGAUCUAUAG
Molecule: messenger RNA, 2406 nt
Organism: Lichtheimia ornata
Lineage: Eukaryota; Fungi; Mucoromycota; Mucoromycetes; Mucorales; Lichtheimiaceae
Exons: 8
Coding region: 1-2406 (801 amino acids)
Biological process (GO): mismatch repair; nucleotide-excision repair
Cellular component (GO): nucleotide-excision repair factor 2 complex; nucleus; XPC complex
Molecular function (GO): single-stranded DNA binding; damaged DNA binding
Source: RefSeq, a predicted model, not a curated record